AUGACUUCAUUACAAGUAAAACAAUCUAUAAAUGACAUUACAAGUGGUUAUAAUGGUAUAUAUUAUAGUAAAUUGAUUGGUUAUAUUAAUAGUUUAUAUCUGUUAAGUUUAAGAAAACUACAAUUGAAUAAUAAAACUGAAAUUUCAAGGUAUCAUUUAUGUACUUUUGUUAUAAUUGAAAAAUACCAUCAACAAUUUGAUUUACCAAAACCUGAUAUUAAAAAGAUUCCAAUUUCACCAAAGAUUGCUGAAAAACUAUUGGUUGACUUUAGACAAUUAUUGAAUGAAAUUUCUGCUAAUAACACCCCAGUGUCUACUCCAAAAAAGAAUAGAGUCAAGGAAGGUUUAUCUACUAGUUUAACAGGUUCGCCAAAAUCUACUAAAAAGAUAAAUAUUACAGGAUCGCCAAAUUCUACUAAAAAUUCAAAUAUUACAGGAUCACCAAAUUCUACUAAAAAUUAUUCAAAUAUUACAGGUAAUUCACCUUUGAAGAAAUUAACAUUUGAUGAUAUUGAUGAUAUUGAUGAUAUUGAUGAUAUUGAUGAGAAAAAUCCAGAAACACCAGCUAAAAAGAAACUGAAAUUGAAAUUAGAUGAAAAUUCAGAAUCGCCAUUUCUUUCGCUAUCGCCUUCACCUUCACCUUCACCUUCACGCUCACCUAAUAAAGAAAAAAAUUCACCAAAUAAAAAAGGAACAAGAGUAACUACAAUUGGUGGAAAGACGUACGUUUACGACACUAAAAAUGUACUGAUACCUGAUUUCAUCAAAUUUUGUAAUACAUUUUAUAUUCCAGCAAAUAUAACAAUUAAAAUGGUUCCUACUUUUUUAGUACAUCAACAUAAAUUUACCAAGAAAUCUGAUUGGUCAUUAGCUUGUGGAAUGAUAUAUGCAGCUUAUAUAAGAAUAAAUCAUAAAUUAUUAAGUGAACAAGUAUUUGCAAAAAGUGAAUUUUUAGAUUUAUUAUUACAAUAUCAAAAAGGUGGAUUAACUAAAUGGUCAUUACAAUCUUGGUGUACUUUAGUUGGAGAAUGGGUUAAAGAUGAACCAUGGAUUUUAGAAGUUGAAAAACAAUAUAUGUAUGGUAGUGAUACGAUACAAGAACUAAAUUUAAAAAAUGAAAGAAAUGAAAAAAUUGGAAAAGGAUGGGAUUUAAUUGAAUUAUUUGGAGGUAUAUUACAUGGAGAAGUAUUAUAUCAAUCUAAUAAUCAAAUAGAAUAUUAUAAAACAUGGCUGGAAACAGCAUUAAAUAGCUAA
Messenger RNA from Insectozyma verbasci, 1254 nucleotides. The record is from the annotation of a GenBank genome assembly. NCBI's taxonomy places the organism in Eukaryota, Fungi, Ascomycota, Pichiomycetes, Serinales, Debaryomycetaceae.